This is a messenger RNA of Musca vetustissima, 1199 nucleotides long. RefSeq names its product tyrosine-protein phosphatase non-receptor type 23 (gene Cpr97Ea). The record is from RefSeq and is a predicted model, not a curated record. Gene Ontology annotation, cellular component: chitin-based extracellular matrix. Gene Ontology annotation, molecular function: structural constituent of chitin-based larval cuticle. The transcript has 4 exons. The coding region runs from base 1 to 1194 and encodes 397 amino acids. Lineage: Eukaryota; Metazoa; Arthropoda; Insecta; Diptera; Muscidae.
AUGAAGGAUAAUUACAAAAUAUUUUGUAUUGAGGAAUACACAUCUUCAAAGCCCACCCUAACAGAUAUUUUGCUGCAAUUAAUGAUUUUUCAACGUAUGGAACGUAUCAGUUUUGCAUUUCAGCUUAAACGUUUGCUGAUAUUAUCGCUAUUGUGUGCCACCACAGUCUGUGCGCAAGAUUAUCAAGACUAUCAAGAAAACACACCAAGACCUGCACCCAUAAGACUGCGACCGAAUACGGCACAGGAAGUGCCAAGACCGACACCGGUACCUAUUCUAAAACAAAUUAAUAAGCACAAUGAGGACGGUUCCUAUACAUAUGGUUAUGAAGGUGCUGAUGGUUCUUUCAAAAUAGAAACGAAAUUGGCCACUGGCGAGGUAAAGGGUAAAUACGGUUAUGUAGAUGAGACGGGUAAAGUGCGUGUCGUUGAAUACGGCGCCAACAAAUAUGGUUUCCAGCCAUCCGGUGAGGGUAUAACUGUGGCACCACCCACAUUAGUGGAUGAAACUAGGCGUGAACCCGAACCAGACUAUGAAGAGGAACCCGUUAAUAGGCCACAGAGACCACAGCGCAUUAACCGUCCUCAACCCCAGUAUAGACCAGCUCCUCCACCACCGCCACCACCUCAACCACAACCUCGUCCCCAACCACAAUAUGUUCAAUAUGAGGAUGAAGAAUCAGAACCAGAGCCACCACGCAGACCCCAGUACGUCCCACAAAACAUCCCAGCUCCCAAAUCUGUAGGACCUGCUCCUCCAAGACUUCAAAUCCCCGGAGCACAACGUACCACAGAUGUUGUUUAUUCACCAGUCCCAAAGAUAGCACGUCCCGAACCCGAUUAUUCACAGAGCACAUCAUUUGGUGAUGGUGGCGCAUCAAAUCUUCGCAUUUCGCGUCCCGUCUAUGCUCCAGCACCAGAGACUCCAUCUCCAUCCAGUGCUCGUGCUCAAGGUUUUCUGGGACCAGCAUCUGGUGGCCGGCCACUUUUGGAACCAUUCCAAUUUGGACCCUCUCCAGCACCGCGACCAGUACCACAAGCCGUUCCCGUGCAACAACCCCGCUAUCCUCAGCCUCAACCACAAAGUCGCAGUAGCGGAGGUGGUGGUAGUCUGCUAGAUCAGUUAGCGCGUGAUUAUGCCCUUCCCGAGGGAACAUCUCAGCCAUUGCACGACAUCUCAUUUGGUUAUUAUUAGACGCG